ACCUCGGGGGAGGCGAUGGCGGCGGCGCCGGCGGCGGGAGGGCAGGGAGGCGGCGCCAGCGGCAGCGCCAUGGACGCCGCGCUCCUCGACGACAUCAUCCGCCGCCUGCUCGAGGUGCGCACGGCGCGACCCGGGAAGCAGGUGCAGCUCUCCGAGUCGGAGAUCCGACAGCUCUGCACCGCCUCACGCGACAUAUUCCUCACCCAGCCCAACCUCCUCGAGCUCGAGGCGCCCAUCAAGAUCUGCGGUGACAUCCAUGGUCAGUAUAGUGAUCUUUUAAGGCUGUUCGAGUAUGGAGGUUUUCCCCCAGAAGCCAACUAUUUAUUCCUAGGCGAUUAUGUCGAUCGAGGCAAACAAAGUCUGGAAACUAUAUGCCUACUCCUUGCGUACAAAAUCAAGUACCCGGAGAACUUUUUCCUUCUGAGAGGCAAUCAUGAGUGUGCUUCAAUAAACAGAAUAUAUGGAUUUUAUGACGAAUGCAAGCGCCGAUUCAAUGUGCGGCUAUGGAAGGUCUUCACUGAAUGUUUUAACUGUCUCCCUGUGGCCGCUCUAAUUGAUGACAAAAUAUUAUGCAUGCAUGGUGGCCUUUCUCCUGACCUGCAACACUUGGAUGAGAUUAAAAACUUGCCCCGUCCUACCGAUGUGCCAGAUACAGGUCUUCUAUGCGAUCUUCUUUGGUCUGAUCCAGGAAAAGAUGUCAACGGGUGGGGCAUGAAUGAUAGGGGUGUCUCAUACACAUUUGGCCAUGAUAAAGUUACAGAGUUCCUUGCAAAGCAUGAUCUUGAUCUUAUUUGCCGUGCUCACCAGGUUGUCGAGGAUGGGUAUGAAUUCUUUGCUGACAGACAACUGGUCACCAUAUUCUCGGCUCCCAACUAUUGUGGUGAAUUUGAUAAUGCUGGUGCAAUGAUGAGUGUUGAUGAAACUUUGAUGUGCUCUUUUCAAAUUCUGAAACCAGCUGAGAGAAAACCCAAAUUUAUCACAUCAAACAAAAUGUGAAAUGAUGAAGCUCUUUCCUCUUCCAGAGGCUACUGAGGCUUCUCAUGUGGACACAAUCACAUCAAGGCAUCAACGAGCAGGCGCUAGGCUUGAAGGCAGCAUCGGGCUAGUCCUAAUGGAGAAACCAAAUAAUAUCAUAUCUAACAGUUGGUCUGAAAGUUAAUCUUCAUAGCAAGUGCCAGAAAUUUUUAUCUUUUCUGUUAUCGCAUUGUGUGAAACUCUCUUUGUAGCUGUAGAUAUAUUGAUUAUGGAGGGCUGAAGUUGCCAAUUGACCCGAUGAAGUGAUUUCCUUCUCCAGCAAGGAAAAAUUCUGAAUGUGAGAGUUUCUGUUUGGAACAACAAAAAAUAUUUAAAAAGCACUUGUAUCACUUACUGAGGUGAGGACAAAAAAGCAAAGUCUGUUUCCCCGUUGCUUGUAAGAAAAUGUUGGAUGAGUUUAUUUUUGUUUCUUUAGUGCCAA
Lolium rigidum is the source of this 1456-nucleotide messenger RNA. Its product is annotated as serine/threonine-protein phosphatase PP1. The coding region runs from base 16 to 996 and encodes 326 amino acids. The transcript is spliced from 4 exons. Gene Ontology annotation, molecular function: protein serine/threonine phosphatase activity. The record is from RefSeq and is a predicted model, not a curated record. Lineage: Eukaryota; Viridiplantae; Streptophyta; Magnoliopsida; Poales; Poaceae. Gene Ontology annotation, cellular component: cytoplasm; nucleus.